Messenger RNA from Argentina anserina (silverweed cinquefoil), 1844 nucleotides. RefSeq names its product putative glutamine amidotransferase GAT1_2.1. The coding region runs from base 158 to 1426 and encodes 422 amino acids. Gene Ontology annotation, molecular function: hydrolase activity, acting on carbon-nitrogen (but not peptide) bonds, in linear amides. The transcript has 4 exons. NCBI's taxonomy places the organism in Eukaryota, Viridiplantae, Streptophyta, Magnoliopsida, Rosales, Rosaceae. The record is from RefSeq and is a predicted model, not a curated record. Gene Ontology annotation, cellular component: cytosol.
CCAAACAAAACAACAAAAUUGUUUCAGUGCUACAAUCUCCCACAAUUUUGCCAGAAUUGACGUCGUAGAUAAAAGAAAUCCUUUUUCAUUAAUUCUUUACUCCUUCUGGUUCUCUAUAGCCGUAUUAGGUCAUAUAUAAUCCUGCAACUCCAACUCCAUGGCUAAUUCAGAUCUCUCAAUGGUGCUGCCUAGGGUUCUCAUCGUCUCCCGCCGCACCGUCCGCAAGAACAAGUUUGUAGAUUUCGUCGGAGAAUAUCAUCUAGAUCUAAUUGUGAGCUAUGGAGCAGUACCUAUAAUUGUUCCACGAGUCAGUGGAGUCCAUACCCUACUCGAAAGCUUCGAGCCAAUCCAUGGGGUCCUCCUAUGCGAAGGGGAAGACAUAGAUCCAUCACAUUACGACGCAGAGCUCUCGGGGUUCUCCACCGAGGAGCUCCAAGAAAUUGGGAAGCUACAUUCGAGUGACACUGCCAUUGACAAAGAGAAAGACUCCAUCGAACUGAGGCUGGCGAAACUAUGCCUAGAGAGGAACAUACCCUACUUGGGAAUAUGCCGAGGUUCACAAGUACUCAAUGUGGCCUGUGGCGGUACAUUGUACCAAGAUGUUGAGAAGGAACUUGAGAAAGAGUGCAAAGAUCAGAAUAAGAGAGUGACUCAUAUGAACUAUGAUGAUUAUGAUGGACAUAGACAUGUGGUGAAGGUGGUGGAGAAGACUCCUCUUCAUCAAUGGUUUAGAGAUUCUUUGGAUGAAGAGAAAAUGGAGAUGAGGGUUAAUAGUUAUCACCAUCAAGGUGUUAAGAGAUUGGCGCAGAGGUUUGUUCCGAUGGCUUAUGCCCCUGAUGGUUUGAUAGAAGGGUUUUAUGAUCCUGAUGUUUAUAAUCCUGAUGAAGGCAAGUUCAUCAUGGGACUUCAAUUUCAUCCGGAGAGAAUGCGGCAACUUGAUUCAGACGAUUUUGAGUAUCCAGGAUGUGCAUAUGCAUAUAAGGAAUUUGUUAAAGCAGUAGGAGCUUUCCAAAAGAAGCUCAGUCAGUCCGAGUGCGUGCCAAAGGCUCCAAAGCUUAGCCAUGAGCUAGAGAUGAAGAGAAAGAGCCUCCUAAGGAGUUUCUCAGUUGCCAAAAACAUGUAUACUAAGCGUGGAAGCAUGUCAAUCAAAGAAUCUGAACUGGAAGUUGGAGCUGAGUUUCUUGAGUCAAAUACAGCAUUGAGUUUACAACAAGAGAAAAGGCUAAAGCAAAUGGGUGCAACGGUGAGAAAUGCUUCAGCGUACAUGGAGCGAAUGAAGAUGGGUGAGGAGAGGGAAAGAGUUGCAAGGGCGAUCAUUGGGAAGAUGUCCAUAGAGCAGAUAUCAGAGCUGAUGUCAUUCUACCGCAUCAUGACUCAGAUAUGCUCCGACUCUUUAGAGAAGAUGAUAACCGACCCAGCAAGCUGAUCCAUUGCUUAGGUUCCAUUUGCAUACCACAUGAUAUCCCAAAGCCUUUACUUUGCUGGAGUUCUAAGCUUCCUUCCAAGCCAGUGCUUCAUCUUCUGCUUCAUUUUAUUACUUAACAAUGUAAAAAGUUCCAUUACUUCAAUCCCCGAGAGCAAUGCUAGAGCGAUUUGAUGAUAGUCGGCAGAAAAUUAGUUUCAAAGAGGCAAAAAAAUUCAGUAGUAGUUCGAGAGGGCUGGUUCAUUUCCAGGCAGUGUUUAUCAUGUUCUGCUUUGUUUUAGUACUGUUGAAAGCAACACUAAUCAACAAUUCAGUAUCCAGCUUGGAGCCCUUGGAGCGCCAAAAAUUUAGAUGACAGUUAUCAGGAAUCUAAACUCCAUUCAGCCAUACAUAAAUUUGAGGCUUUUGGGAUAUAUUUCCU